UCCGGGUCUUCAGGGCGCGUCUUCAGCUCCACCUGGCGGUCAACCCUGAACUGUGCAGACAAGAUGGCGGCGGCCCCCGUGAGGACGUUGUGUUGCUCAGUGCUGAGGCUCUCCAGCAGACAGUUCAGCACAACAUGUGGAGUACAAGCUGGAGAGAAAUGGAGGAAAGAACACGGACUUUCCCGAAGCGGCACAGAGUACGGCCCUCUGACAGAUCUGCCUGACUGGUCGUAUGCAGAUGGGAGACCAGCACCUCCUAUGAAAGGACAGCUGAGAAGAAAGCAAGAGAGGGAAGUUUUGGCUGUGAACUUCUUUCACAAGCUAUUUGACCCAUUAAAACCAGAGCGAAUUGGUUUGAUCUCUUUUGAAAUGAUGGGCGGAAAAAGGCUAGAAAUGUUCCAUUAA
Molecule: messenger RNA, 405 nt
Organism: Plectropomus leopardus (leopard coralgrouper)
Lineage: Eukaryota; Metazoa; Chordata; Actinopteri; Perciformes; Serranidae
Source: RefSeq, a predicted model, not a curated record